AUGUAAAAGGUUGAUUUAGCUGUGGAUGAGUCUGCGCUGCGGGCGAUGGAGCGCGAGAGCCGAAUAUUCAACACUAGAGGCCGAGUGAUCGGCGUUGACCUGCGUGUGCUACGAAAACAGCAGGAGGAGAAACCAGAGCGACUGAAGAUGGAAAAACAGCGAGAUAUGGCUCGUGAUUUGUUGCGCUUAUCCCUGGAUGAAAUUGCAAUGCAACAGAAAAAAGAGGAAGAACAGUUGCGAAGAGAGUUGGAUCAGGAUUUGGUACAUAUAGAGUGAAAAAAAAAACCUUCUGAGGACAGUCGUGAUGCAGAUAUCAAUUAUGGCCGACAGGGGGCGCCAAAUGUCAGUAUUUCUGUCUCUGAAUCAGCAUUGGGACCCGCCAGCAUGCAAGUGUUUUUGGGAGAAGGAAUUAUUGAGAAUGAAAAAAAGAGAGCUCAGAUGGAAAUGAGCGAGAGAAACCUGAGAGCUCAAAGGGAGGAGAGGGAGAAACAAGAAAGGGAACAGAAAAACAUAGAGCUGCUUACUGGCAGGGAGUUGGUGGAAAAAGACCUCAGGGCAGUGCAGCUGAACGGCCUGGAGGAGGAGUGCACAAGAGCAACCCACAUUGCACUCAGUCAUUACAAUCAAGCUCAGGCUGAGGAGAGGAUGGAAAGGGAGCAACAAGAGAGACUGAGGAGAGAGGGAGAGGAGCGGUACAUGGUGACCUCUGACCUCCUGAUGGAGCGACCAGAGGCUGCAAAGAGAGAAACCGAAUCCUCAGCAGAGGGUCCACAAGUCCUGACUGACCGCUGAAAGGGCAUGACCCCACAGCAGAUCAGUGAUAUCCACAGAAAGAGAGAGGAACAGUGUUUGGAGAAAGAGAGACUAAAAGAGAUGAAGAGGCAGAGAAAUGUGGCCUGGGAUUACCAUCUGACAGAGCAGGCCAGACAGCAGGAGAGAGACGAGAAAAGAGACAAGGAGCUGCAGAGAGAGAGGAGAAAUCAGCUCUAUAAAUACAAUCAACAGCUGACACAAGAGCAGCAAACGCACCAACACUACCUGGACAAGCAGCUCUAUACAAACCGUCCCACAGUUCAGUACUUCACCCAGUUUGGCACAAGCUCUCGAUAAAGCACCAUCCCACUCCAUCCUCUCAUCUGAUCAUUCUCCUGCACGAGAAAUAAAGUGGUACUGAAUUUC
Messenger RNA from Carassius carassius (crucian carp), 1179 nucleotides. RefSeq names its product RIB43A domain with coiled-coils 1 (gene ribc1). The record is from RefSeq and is a predicted model, not a curated record. NCBI's taxonomy places the organism in Eukaryota, Metazoa, Chordata, Actinopteri, Cypriniformes, Cyprinidae.